AGGAUGAUCGGGAAGCACACCACGCCACCUCCCGUCAUCACAUGCAGCAGCUCCGCGCUUAUAAUUGAAUGCUUUAAAGCCGGUUUCAGACACGAGAACAAAGCCGGGCUGCUGGGUUUAUUAGUUGAAUUAAACUCGAUAGAAGCCGGGGAGAGGGAAGUGAAGGGAAACCGCGGAUGUUAGAGAUUAAAGAGAGGAAAGCCAGUGCAUUAUCAUGGUGGCGGGCGAGAUGAUUCAGGAACCAGUGAGGCAUGGAGACACACCUGCCUCGGAGGAUCAGUACGACAGUGUCGCGGACUGCGAUGUGAAAGUGACCGUGAGGGAUGUGAAGGAGUCAGAGAAGGAGCUUCCGCACAAUGAGAGCCACGCCAUGCUUCCCGGAGAGCAGAAACCUCUCCAGACUAAACGGUACCGCCGGCGAUUCGCCGUGCUCGCCAUCUUCAGCCUGUACUCUCUGGUCAACGCGUUCCAGUGGAUCCAGUACAGCAUCAUCACCAACAUCUUCAUGCAGUUCUACGGCGUGACGAGCGUGAUAAUAGACGGGCUGUCGGUGGUGUAUAUGGUGGCGUACAUCCCGCUCAUCUUCCCCGCUACCUGGCUGCUGGACCGAAAGGGACUGCGCGUUACAGCGCUGCUCGGCGCCGGACUCAACUGCGCAGGCGCGUGGCUGAAGUGCGCGAGCGCCGGACCCGGGCUCUUCUGGGUGACCAUGUCGGCGCAGGUUGUUUGCUCCGUGGCGCAGGUCUUCAUCCUCGGCCUGCCGUCCAGAAUCGCGUCCGUGUGGUUCGGCCCGAAAGAGGUGUCCACUGCCUGUGCCACAGCCGUGCUGGGAAACCAGCUGGGUGUGGCUAUAGGGUUCCUACUCCCUCCUGUCCUGGUUCCUAACACACCAGAAGAUAAAGAGCAGAUGGGUCACAACAUAAGCAUCAUGUUCUACGGGACGGCCGCCGUGUCCACCCUGCUCUUCAUUUUAACUAUCUUCGUCAUUCAAGACAGACCUCCUUUACCCCCGAGUAAGGCUCAGGCGGUGCUGCCCACAGGUCUAGCAGAAGAUUAUUCCUAUAAGCAGUCCAUCAUUAAUCUGUUCAGGAGCAAACCCUUCAUCCUGCUGCUGCUGAGUUACGGCAUCAUGACGGGAUCGUUCUACUCAGUGUCCACUCUGCUCAACCAAAUGAUCAUCUUUUACUACGAGGGGGAGGAGCUGAACGCCGGCAGGAUCGGACUCACGCUGGUGGUGGCCGGAAUGGUCGGCUCCAUCCUGUGCGGUCUGUGGCUGGAUCACACCAAAACAUACAAAAUGACCACGCUGAGUGUGUACGUCCUCUCCUUCCUCGGCAUGCUGGUGUUCACCUUCACGCUGGACCUUGGCCAUCUCCUCCUCAUCUUCUUCACUGGAGGAGCUCUGGGGUUCUUUAUGACUGGAUAUCUGCCCAUCGGGUUCGAGUUUGCAGUUGAGAUCACCUACCCAGAGUCAGAAGGCACGUCGUCCGGGCUUCUCAAUGCGUUCGCUCAGUUGUUUGGGAUCAUUUUCACCUUGAUUCAGGGAAAGCUCACCACAGACUACACCCCACUAGCCGGAAACAUCUUCCUAUGCGCCUGGAUAUUCCUCGGCAUCAUUUUGACAGCGUUGAUCAAAUCGGAGCUGAAGAGACACGACGUCAACAUGGGAAACGGUAAAUGUCAGGCGGUUCCUACUGAAUGUCCUAUGGAGAAAACAUCUAAUGGUUUAUCACGUGAGACAACGCUGUGAUCCAGACACCGAAACCUGAGACUGUGCUGGACUUCAGCUCCACCUCCAUCAUCAUUUCUCUCUCUCUCUCUCUCUCUCUCUCUCUCUCUCUCUCUCUCUUUCUCUCUCUCUCUCUCUCACACACACACACACAGUUGCUAAAACUGCUGAGUAAGCGUUAAUGCCGUUUUUUGCUGUAUUUCUAUCUGUUCAAACUAUCCAUAACAGUUUUCUAAACCUGGAGUGGGCGUGGCCUGAGCCACGGGAAAAAACAAAAACAGGAAAGACGUUUUUUUUUUGUUUUUUAAAUUAGCUAAUUUUAUUUAUUUAUUUAUUUAUUUGGUUGUUUGUUUGUGUUGCAUUAAUCAUGUACCUUCAGUCCUGCGGAAGCUUCUAGAAAUAUUGUCCUUUCCAUUUCCAUUGUCCACACAAUCACCAUGGAUCAGACUAAAUUUCAUUCUAAUGGCUGUAUUAUUUCCCCAUGAUGAUGAUGAUGAUGAUAAUUAAGAAAAAAAAAGCUUUGAAUGUACAAAGUAAUAUUUUUUAAGUGAAGUAAAUUAUUUUUCAGAGACAGCCGAGUGCACAGCACUUGAUCUUCAUUGGCCCUGAGUGAUUUCUAUUUGUUUUGUCCUGCAGGAAAUGCACCUGAAAACAAACAGAAAUCAUUAUUUAAUUAUUAUUUAUUUAUAUUUAUUAAUAUUAACAGCACUAGAGUGUUUGAGUCAGCCCUGAUCCGUGACUCGUUCAUCUAAAAUCUCUUUUCUAGCGUCUAGUGAUUAACGUCUUGCCCCCCCUCCCCUGUAUUUUUGUGUUAAGUGAGCGAGAUGCUAAACGCCCGUGAUUAGCACAUGAUGACUGAACAGUUAAAGCACAAGUCAGUGCUGCGUGACUACAAGCGCUCGCUCCUCAGCACACGGUUUCUCCAGCAGGGGUCACAGUGUGACAGCUGUGGUCACUGUGAGGAGAUUCAGUGCAGGAUGGAUGAUCAGGGCGCGUCGCUGACGGAGCGGAGCCACGUGAGCACGUGUUAGAAAUGCACAUGCGGUACGUUUACACCAUGAUAAUCAUGAUUCCGUGUGUUAAUGAGCCGAUUUGAUCCCUCAAAUCCGCUGACUUUAGAGUCGUUAUAAAACAAGUUCGAAUCGAAACUUCUGAUUUUAUUUAAUCAACGAAUUCUGUGGCACAUGUUUAAAUAUUGAUGAGGAGUCAUGACAUGAUGUGAGAACUCAGGAUUGAGUGAAAUGUGAAGGUGUUAAGACGCAGGAAGCUGGCUCCUCCUUUAAAACAGCACAACUCUAUUGUUGUUAGUUGAUUACUGACACCUUCUAAAGAUUUGUUUUAACCUCAGAUAUGUGGCACACAAGGGGAAAAAAGCCAGUUUUGUAACACCUUGUUUACUUUUUUGUAUCAUAAACAUCUGCAUAUUUCUUUCCAUUUUUUUUGUUGUUAUUUAUUGGUCUGCAGUUGAAUAUGUCGGUGUGAGCGGAGUGCACUGAUCUGAUAAUGAUUACAAACAUGCUGCAGUGUUGCUUGUUACCUUCAGUCUGUUGUGUAAUUGAUGUUGUCUGGCAAACAUCUGGAAGCUGGCCUCCUGAGGAUCAGUGCUGCUGUGGAACACCAUCACUGACGUUCCCUCACCACUCUGGAGCGUGGGCCGGAUCUGUCCGACAGGAAGUGCUCGUUCAUCAUCGUGUUGUGCUGUUCAGAUCUGUGUAACUGAAGGCUCUAGUAAUUGAUGAUGAUUCCAUCUCUCUCUGGCCUCCAAGAGGUUAUGUAAGUCUCAUUGAUUUAGCUAAUAAAGUAACUGAGCAGAUGUG
Molecule: messenger RNA, 3546 nt
Organism: Hemibagrus wyckioides
Lineage: Eukaryota; Metazoa; Chordata; Actinopteri; Siluriformes; Bagridae
Gene: flvcr1
Product: FLVCR heme transporter 1
Exons: 10
Coding region: 215-1750 (511 amino acids)
Biological process (GO): heme export; transmembrane transport; mitochondrial transport
Cellular component (GO): membrane; mitochondrion
Molecular function (GO): heme transmembrane transporter activity; heme binding
Source: RefSeq, a predicted model, not a curated record